AUGGUAAAAGGUUGUUAUUCUCAAUCUCUGUACUAUGAAGGGCUGAGGUCAUAUCAUAUUGUGCCUUACACUACGGAUGAUGUCCUCUAUCAGAUGGGCUACAAUGGAGGUCACAUGGCACAACACUCUCAGCUGCUUAUUUAUCGGAUGAAAGAGUAA
Staurois parvus is the source of this 159-nucleotide messenger RNA. The record is from the annotation of a GenBank genome assembly. NCBI's taxonomy places the organism in Eukaryota, Metazoa, Chordata, Amphibia, Anura, Ranidae.